Molecule: messenger RNA, 387 nt
Organism: Thamnophis elegans (Western terrestrial garter snake)
Lineage: Eukaryota; Metazoa; Chordata; Lepidosauria; Squamata; Natricidae
Gene: PFN4
Product: profilin family member 4
Exons: 1
Coding region: 1-387 (128 amino acids)
Cellular component (GO): cell cortex
Molecular function (GO): actin monomer binding
Source: RefSeq, a predicted model, not a curated record
AUGAACCAGGCACAAACUCUGCUGCUUGACGGUCUCAUCAAGACAAAGCAUGUAGAAAAAGCCGCCCUCAUCAGAAUUGCCGACAUGAAUGUGAUGGCAGCAACUCCAGGCUUCAAUAUUCAAAACUGGGCCUUAAUCUUCGUCCAAGCCUUCUUCAACAACCAGACCCAAAUACGGAAGGAAGGGCAGUACUUUAAUGACCGGUAUUACAAAUGCUACAGAGCCGAUGGCAACUCCAUCUACCUUAAAGUAAAAGGAGAUGGAGUGAUCAUAGUUAAAACAGGAAGCUUUAUCCUGGUUGGAACAUAUUGCCAAGGUAUGUACCCCAGUGUCUGCGUCGAGGCAGUGGAGAAACUAGCAGACUACCUGAGAGCGAAGGGGAACUGA